UGGCCAUCGAACUAUCGUCUGAGUCCGGAUUUGGCAAUCGAACUCCAAAACCGGACACCCGCGGCCAUCGAACUGUUAAUACCAGACACGUGUGACCAUGGACACCGAUCCGCCCUGGUUUUGGCCCUGUCACCCUCCCACGUCGGCACCCCACGGCCAAGUCAGCACGGCUGACUCAGACCGUGCUCCUUUUAUGGGGGGGCAGUGCGGGUUGGAGCACUUAUUCCAAAAAAAAAAGAGCGGGUUGGAGGUCUGGGGAGGCGGCGGUAGGGUUUCCAUUCAGAGGGCGGAGCCAUGGCGAGUUCAAGCAGCUUGAGCAGCACGGGAGGUCCCCGAUGGGGCUCAAGGGAAGGGGGAAGAUCAUCCCCUAUCCCUUACCGGCAGGGCCCCCUCGACUAUUGGCCUCCGGUCCUCUGCAAGUGCGGCAACAAGGCGGGAAGGUUGACUGCGUGGAGUGAUGAAAAUCCUGGGCGAAGAUUCGUCAAAUGUUUCAGUGCUACGCCGGCAAUGGGAGGAUGCGACUUUUGGCGUUGGGUAGAUCCACCGCCGUCCCCCUUCCUCCGGGAGCUUCUUAUAGAUCUGCGCGACGCCGUGAGAGCACUGAGGAUGGAGAACAGAGAGCUACAAGGGCGAGUUGGUGAUGCAGCACGACAGCAGAUUUGGCCGGUUUAUGCAGCAGAGGAGCAGAGAGCGUUGGCUGAGCCAAUUGGAGCAGAGACGGUUGCAGUGGUGACUAAGAAGGCAGAGGAGAAUGCUGAACUGAGAUGCAGGAUCUGCUCACUAGAGAAAGAAGUGUUUAUCUUCAAGUUUCUUGUGGUGACAUGUGUUGUUGUAGUGUUAGCAAUGGCUUGGGUUAACUGGCCAUGAGGUUGUAUGAAAUGUAAAUUAGGAUCUAGUUAAUGUAACUCUGAUGCUUUGGAAAAACUCGAAAUGUAUGCUCCUGUUUCUAAGCAAUAUAUGGAUUGGUGUUAGCAUUGAUAUGAGAGAUGAACAUGAGAUAAACAUGACAGGGAGGAUAACACAUCACACAUCACUGACUUAGCCCAAACUGUCUGGUAGUACAUAACACAUCACAGUACA
Messenger RNA from Panicum virgatum (switchgrass), 1080 nucleotides. RefSeq lists its product as uncharacterized. The coding region runs from base 295 to 867 and encodes 190 amino acids. The record is from RefSeq and is a predicted model, not a curated record. The transcript is spliced from 2 exons. Gene Ontology annotation, molecular function: zinc ion binding. NCBI's taxonomy places the organism in Eukaryota, Viridiplantae, Streptophyta, Magnoliopsida, Poales, Poaceae.